Messenger RNA from Hyposmocoma kahamanoa, 876 nucleotides. It is a transcript of the gene cpb, whose product is annotated as F-actin-capping protein subunit beta. Bases 16 to 843 code for a protein of 275 amino acids. Gene Ontology annotation, molecular function: actin filament binding. NCBI's taxonomy places the organism in Eukaryota, Metazoa, Arthropoda, Insecta, Lepidoptera, Cosmopterigidae. The transcript is spliced from 5 exons. Gene Ontology annotation, biological process: barbed-end actin filament capping; cell morphogenesis; negative regulation of filopodium assembly. Gene Ontology annotation, cellular component: cytoplasm; F-actin capping protein complex. The record is from RefSeq and is a predicted model, not a curated record.
GUAGCAUCGUAAAUCAUGACGGAGCAACAAAUGGAUUGUGCUUUGGACUUAAUGAGGCGACUACCGCCUCAGCAGAUUGAGAAGAAUCUUACAGAUUUGAUCGACUUGGUGCCUAGUUUAUGUGAGGACCUCUUGUCCUCAGUAGAUCAGCCCUUGAAGAUUGCUCAGGACCGUAGUAUGGGGAAGGAUUACUUAUUAUGCGAUUACAACAGAGAUGGUGAUUCCUACAGAUCGCCUUGGUCGAAUACAUACGACCCUCCAUUAGAAGAUGGGUCAAUGCCAUCAGAGAGAUUAAGGAAGUUAGAAGUUGACGCGAAUCGAGCAUUUGACCAGUAUAGAGAGAUGUAUUUCGAAGGUGGCGUUAGUUCUGUGUACCUUUGGGACAUGGAUCAUGGUUUUGCAGGAGUUAUCCUGAUAAAGAAAGCAGGUGAUGGGUCUCAAAAGAUCAAGGGCUGUUGGGACUCCAUCCAUGUGGUGGAAGUUGUUGAAAAGAGCUCUGGUCGCAACGCACACUAUAAGCUCACCUCUACAGCCAUGUUAUGGCUGCAAACUAACAAGGAAGGCAGUGGCACUAUGAAUCUUGGAGGCAGUCUUACAAGACAGGCUGAGCAAGAUGCGACAGUUAGUGAGGUAACCCCUCACAUCGCCAACAUCGGCCGCAUGGUCGAGGACAUGGAGAACAAGAUCCGGAAUACCCUUAAUGAUAUUUAUUUUGGCAAGACGAAAGACAUUGUCAACGGUCUGCGCUCCGUAGUGCCGGCUGACGUGCAGCGGCGCACGGCUGCCUUGCAGCACGACUUGGCUGUAGCACUACAGCGUCGACACGUUGCGCGUGCAGACUGAGCUGAUCACAUGUAUGUUUAGACAGCAUAACUU